This is a messenger RNA of Eremomyces bilateralis CBS 781.70, 1464 nucleotides long. RefSeq lists its product as uncharacterized. The record is from RefSeq and is a predicted model, not a curated record. Lineage: Eukaryota; Fungi; Ascomycota; Dothideomycetes; Eremomycetales; Eremomycetaceae. Bases 1 to 1464 code for a protein of 487 amino acids. The transcript is spliced from 3 exons.
AUGCCCGCGCGGCGACCGUUCACGGACGUAGGGCGACGGAUGGGGCGGCUGAAGAUCAUGGUGGUGGGGCGGAAGGGGGCGGGGAAGUCGUCACUGAUCCGGUCGAUGGUGCAGGUGUGUGAGGAUAUCGUACAUAUAGACCCGGUGCAGGAGCGAGGAAGUUGGGGUGGGGGGAUGGAGUGGAGGGGUGCGUCCGGGACGACGAGGAUUACGGAGAUCGCGGCGAGUUCGAGGCCGUUACCGGGUUGGUGGGCGGAGUUGAAUGAGGGGGCGGGGAUGGCGAAGAGGAGGAAUAGCGUCACGGAUGUGUUGGACAGGAAUAUUACAUUCGUUGAUACUCCGGGGCUUGGCCGUGCAAGAGACGAAGAGCUGCUGCGGUACGUCGAAGGUCAAUCGUUCAAGAGCAUUUCGACCGCGACGAUGAGCGACACCGAAUUAUUGCAGUUGAUGUGCGGCAAUGGAAGCCAGGUCGAUUUAGUCCUCUUCCUGUUCGGCCACCAGGAAGAGUUGGACGUGGAGAUGCAGAUGCUCGAGCGACUGGCGCAGUCCACCAACGUGAUCCCCAUAAUCAGUCGUUGCGAUCUCCUGUCCGAGGAGCAGCUGGGAGACCAUCAUGCCAGGAUUGCCGACGCCGUCUCCUCCUCCUUCCUCUCGACGACCGUGCCCACUGCGCCGUACGUCGUCUCCUCCGCCCCUGGCCCCGACGAUGAAAUCGACGCCAGCCUCCUCAUGUCCAGCACCUACCUCGCCCCGCUCCACCCCUCCGACCUGGACCCGCUCGUCCACUGGCUCUUCCACCCGGACAACAUCGCCUACCUCCGCGCCUCUGCCGCCCACAAGGUCGUCCAGUGGCGAAAGCGCGCCGGACUAGCCGUCAACCCUCGCGCCACCGACCGCAUCCCUCCCCCCUUUUCUCGGAUCCCCACAUCCCCCCUUUCAGGACCCAGAGCCCCCUCGUCAUCGCCUUCGUCAUCCGCUAUAACGGCAGCGUUUCCCGGUUCCGCCGCCGCGUUCCGCGCACACGUGACACGCGAAGAACGCCUCGCGCAACUUCGCCUCUCCCGGUGGGCGACGGAACUGCGCGGCACGGUGAGCGCGGAGCGGGAGCGGUACGAGCGGCUUACUGGCGAUGAACGAGCGGAGUGGUUGGCGCGGCAGCUGGAGCGGGAGGUGGCGAGGGGGGGGCUCGUGAUCUGCGAGGGUGAUGGGAGACGUCCGGAUGAGCAGCGAGGGAUGGGAUCGAGUUCCAGUGCCAGGCGCCGGCGGAGGAAGGUCCUGGGGGACAGUGGAGUCCCGGCGUGGGCGCGCCGCGCAGAGAAAGAGAGGGUAGGGAGUCUCGGCGGAGUGGCGUGGCAGACGGUGCAGUUGUUGAGCGGAGUGUCGUUCGUCGGGGCCGUGCUGAUUGCCGUGGUGAGGGGGUGGGGAAAGCAGGGAGAAGCGCUGAAUUGGGGUUGGGGUUGGUAG